AUGGAGCGGAAUCGAAUUGCCGAUGAUGAAGACGAUUUUUCACUUGCAGAGAUCUUCUCCAAAGAGCAGCUCACGGCGUUAUGCACAUGGAAGAAUGGUAUGCGCCUACUGGCAACAGUAUGCACGAUCCUCGCCACGCGUCGCUUCGGCGCACUAGCAGGAAUCCUCAUUGGGUUUGCGCUGAUUCUGUGGAAUUUGAGAUAUGAUGAAGCUGGUGGAGCAGUUAGUGCCUAUUCAGUCUUCAAUCGAGGCGUCCGUCAUUUGCUUGGAGAUCUCCGCCCUGCAGACGUUGACAGGCAGCUGCGCAAUGGAGACCGAAACGGUGACGAACAAGAUGAUGACAACGUAGUGCUGUUGGAUGCGCCGCGGGCCGUGGGAGUGCACAGAUCCCGUGAUGCCAACAAGAGAUGCCCGUGUGGCAGUGGGAAGAAGACCAAGAAGUGUUGCGGAAGGGACUUCCCAGACCAAGACUAG
Messenger RNA from Besnoitia besnoiti, 474 nucleotides. RefSeq lists its product as uncharacterized. Bases 1 to 474 code for a protein of 157 amino acids. The record is from RefSeq and is a predicted model, not a curated record. Lineage: Eukaryota; Apicomplexa; Conoidasida; Eucoccidiorida; Sarcocystidae. The transcript has 4 exons.